Molecule: messenger RNA, 1443 nt
Organism: Impatiens glandulifera
Lineage: Eukaryota; Viridiplantae; Streptophyta; Magnoliopsida; Ericales; Balsaminaceae
Product: heat stress transcription factor A-4c-like
Exons: 3
Coding region: 314-1270 (318 amino acids)
Biological process (GO): regulation of transcription by RNA polymerase II
Cellular component (GO): nucleus
Molecular function (GO): RNA polymerase II cis-regulatory region sequence-specific DNA binding; DNA-binding transcription factor activity
Source: RefSeq, a predicted model, not a curated record
UAAAUAUAUUAUGAUUAUUCAUUUAAAGGAAUUUGAUAGUUUAGAUAUGGCUGAAAUUGGAUAGAGAUUAAUCUGAAUUUGGCGAAUAAUCGAUCCCCAAUAGAAAAAACAUAGUUUCAAAAGGUCAAUGAGCAUGCAUUCAAAUUUCUUCUUCUUCUUCAUCAAAGCGACCCGUUUUACCAUUUCUCUAUUUCAACCCGAUAGCUUUCAUCACUGAAUCAUCUUUAAAGUUGGGUUUCGCGAUCCAGACUGAUAGAAGUCAACUGAGCUAUGGAUUGGAAUUUGAAAAAACAGAGAUGAUGAAUUAGAGCUUAUGGAUACAACAAUGGCGGAAAACCCAUCAAGUACAAAUUUAUUAGCACCAUUCCUUGCUAAAACAUACGAGAUGGUUGAUGAUCCUUCCACGGAUUCAAUCGUUUCUUGGAGUAAGAACAAUACAAGCUUCAUUGUUUGGAAUCCACCUCAAUUCUCCAUAGAUUUGUUACCAAAAUACUUCAAGCAUAGUAAUUUCUCCAGCUUCAUCAGACAACUCAAUACAUAUGGUUUUAGGAAAAUCGAUCCUGAACAAUGGGAAUUCGCCAACGAAGAAUUCAUUCGCGGGAAAACGAAUCUAUUGAGGAAUAUUCAUAGACGAAAACCCAUUCAUAGUCACUCCUUACAGAAUGGAAAUCACGAUUUAUUAAUCUCUUCAUCUUCAUCUUCAUCUCCUUCUUCGUCAUUGAGUGAACGCGACAGAAUUGAAUACAAAAACAGGAUUGAGAUGUUGAAACAGGACAAACGCAUGCUCCUCUUAGAACUACAGAAACAAAAACAGGAAAAACGAGAAAUCGAUAGCCAAAUGCAGACAUUAACAGAAACUUACAAUCGACUCGAGUUUUCUCAGAGAAACAUGGUUCAUUCGUUUUCAGGUAUAAUUCGAGAAAGAAAGAGACCAAUUAGAAUUGACGGGUAUCUUGAAGAAGAAGAAGAAACUAGUUACGAAUCGUUUCUAAACAGGGAAGCGUUGGAGCGAUUGGAAUCUUCAGUAUCGAUUUGGGAAAGAAUUGCAAGCGAUGUUGUUUCGUCUUCACAAGAAUUUGAAGUCGAAAGCAGUCCCAUGCCCAUAUCGUAUACACAGCUUUAUUCUGUUUCAAAGAGUUCUGAAAUCGAUAUGAUUAUCGAACCUAUUGUGGCUGUUAAUUCGGAGGAGGUGGUGGUUAGGCAGACUGUGAACGAUGUUUUCUGGGAGAAUUUCUUGACUGAGAAUCCGGGUUCAAUGGAAAAUGAUUGAAUCUUACAAGGAAGAAGAAGAACAUGACUUGAUGAUGAUCAUAACUCAUAAUUAGUAAGUUUUGUAAUUCUUUGUAAAUUUAUCAACUGUUAGUUUUAUAUUAUAGAUCUUUAGAAAGAACUAGCAUAUGUAAUGUAAGUCUUCUUUAUGUUUAUAACAAAAGAUUCAAUUUU